UCACUCUCAUUCAAAUUUGCACCCCUCAGCACUGGGUCACAACACCUCUCGAACGUUCAAUUUCUGUUCUCUUUGCAGAUUCUGUUCUGUCUUCUCCUCCUUCUGUAUAUACGUUUUCACGUUCAAUUUCCUUUCUCUUUCCACAUUCUGUUCUGUCUUCUCCUUCUCCUGCGUAUACAUUUUCAUGCAUAAUGUACAUGGCAAGCUCCAGCUCUUCAUCGUUUACUUUCACCAAAGUUGAUUUACCGGUUCGUUAUUUGCAAAGAAUAAGAAAGAAUCUUUUACCCCCAUCUCUUUCUAGAAAGUCCUUGCUUUCGUACAGAACACCAACAGUUUCUCUCCCCCAUGUCUAUCGUCCUGCUACUACUACUGUUUCUCGUCUCGAUGAUCAUGUAAUUAAUGAUCCAACGAAACAAAACACCCCUCAACUUGAAGUUUGCAGCAGCACAUGGAACUGGAGGGGGUUCUCUAUUCGCUAUCAACAUUCUGGGAACAGUGGCCCUGCAUUAGUUUUAGUCCAUGGUUUUGGAGCAAACAGUGACCAUUGGAGGAAAAAUAUUCCAGUGCUUGCACGUUCCCAUAGGGUAUUUUCAAUUGAUCUUAUUGGUUAUGGUUAUUCAGACAAACCAAAUCCUCGUGAGUAUGAAGAGCCAUUUUACACAUUUGAGACCUGGGCCAUGCAGCUAAAUGAAUUCUGUAUAGAUGUGGUUAAAGACAAAGCAUAUUUUGUCUGCAAUUCUAUUGGAGGAGUUGUUGGUCUUCAGGCUGCAGUGAUGGAGCCUGAAACCUGCAUGGGCAUUAUGCUUCUAAACAUAUCUCUUCGUAUGCUUCAUACCAACAAGCAACCUUGGUACGGAAGACCUCUGAUCAGAUUAUUUCAGAAUUUGUUGAGGAACACUGCACUGGGCAAUCUUUUUUAUAAAUCUGUUGCCAGACCAGACUCAAUCAGGAGCAUUCUUUCUCAGUGUUAUCAUGACACCUCCCAGGUUACAGAUGAAUUAGUUCAGGCUAUACUUCUUCCAGGACUCCAGCCUGGUGCUGCAGAUGUGUUUCUGGAGUUUAUAUGCUAUUCAGGAGGUCCUCUUCCGGAGGAGCUAUUACCUCUAGUCAAGUGCCCUGUUUUGAUCGCAUGGGGUGACAAGGAUCCGUGGGAGCCCAUUGAGCUUGGAAGAACUUUUGGCAAAUUUGAUUCUGUAGAAGAUUUUAUUGUCCUCCCUAAUGUUGGCCAUUGCCCUCAUGAUGAGGCACCUCAUCUCGUCAACCAACUAAUUGAAUCCUUCGUGGCUCGUCAUGCUAAAACUAAAGCUAGUCUUUCUCCAAAGAUUAUCUAAUCACUUUCCAGUCAUGAAGGCAUAACAAGAACGCGUCGAAGCUGGGGGAUACUUUGAAAUGGAAUGUUUUUCUUCUAUGCUGCUUAAAACACAUGAGGCGGUCCUUUGUAGUGCACUAUUAGAUGUGAACUGGACAUUAAUUGCAUGAAAAUAUGAUAAUUUCAUGCAAUUAAAGUGGUGGAAUUGUGCUUUUGGCCUUAGCCUGUUUGGAAUUAAAGCCAAACUAUAUGAAAUGACCCAGCUGGAUUACAAUUCUAGGAUGAAUAUGAUUUCAUUAUUAAUGUUUUACUGUUUUGUAUAACAGGGAGAGGCCAUAAGUCUCUUACACCCAAAAGAUUGAGAUCGUGUUGAGUUGCUUUUUGAAUUACAUUGAACACGGAGAUCUUUGUCAAUGGAGCUUACCAAACACUAAAGCAUUUAACUCUGGACUGGGUGAAUGGCGUCCAAUGCUGAACUGCAUCACUAAUCCACACAUUUCUGAACAGGUUUAGCUCAAUUUUGGAUUUCAAAUCAGUAAAAAUUAUUAUUUUAACUUUUCAAACUUCAAGGCAAAGAAAGGAUUGGUGGUAUACCAAUAAUUCAUCAAGAGAGCUACUUUCCUUGCAUAUUGAGAGUAACUGUUUCCUUUUAUCAA
Messenger RNA from Diospyros lotus (date-plum), 1965 nucleotides. Its product is annotated as pheophytinase, chloroplastic. NCBI's taxonomy places the organism in Eukaryota, Viridiplantae, Streptophyta, Magnoliopsida, Ericales, Ebenaceae. The coding region runs from base 192 to 1331 and encodes 379 amino acids. The transcript is spliced from 9 exons. The record is from RefSeq and is a predicted model, not a curated record.